AUAGUUCCCGUAGGGAGCGUCGUAGAGUAUACCUCCUCUGAUUAUUAUCUUCCGUAUAAUAUUAUUCUGUGUGAGAAGACACCAUCCUAUUUCUUCUCGCAGUUCAAUAGUGGAAAUCGUUUACACAGUCACACAUACCCACCAAAAUACCCACGAAUUUUUACAGUUAUUUCAUUCAAUUUUUCUCUGCAACCGCCAUUAAUAAACCUCAAUCAAUGCCAAGAAAAUGCCUCAUCAUUUCUCUCUCUAAGUUACACCAUUAAUACUCCUUUUUUAUAUAUCUCCACCCGCAUUUGGAAUUCGGAUCGUGUGGCAAAAAAAUGGAAAAAAAACAAGGGUUUUUCUCGUCUCUACGACACGAUUUGGUCCGAGGUUUAUCGCCGGGGAGGUCACGUGCCAAAAGUCCGUCAAUGAUGGGGCUUUUCCGGCGAGGUCACGUGACAAACUCAGAGCUUUUCGUUGGAAGAUCCGGGAGUUUGAAUGGGGAAGCGCUAGCGCCGUUGAUUGAGGGACCCAAUCCGGAGGGUUCGGAAAGUGGGGAGUUGAAACGGGUCGGGUCGGGCAUUGGGAACUGGGUGAAGGGGCAGUUGGCCAGGGCUCCGUCGAUGACGUCAUCAAUGGCGUAUAAGCAGAGGUCUGAUUUGAGGCUUUUGCUUGGGGUUAUGGGCGCCCCUCUUGCUCCGGUCAGUGUUUGCUCCGGUGACCCUUUGCCUCACCUUAGCAUUAAAGACACUCCCAUUGAAAGUUCAUCUGCUCAAUACAUAGUGCAGCAGUACACAGCUGCAUGUGGCGGGCAAAAGCUUCAAAGUUCAAUAAAAAAUGCUUAUGCAAUGGGAAAACUGAAGAUGGUUGCAUCUGAAUUCGAAACCGCAUCACGAGUGGUUAAAUAUAAGCAUGGUGCAAAAGCAGCCGAGUCUGGUGGGUUUGUUUUGUGGCAAAUGAACCCUGAUAUGUGGUAUGUGGAGCUAGCCGUUGGUGGAAGUAAGGUUCAUGCUGGUUGCAAUGGGGAACUUGUUUGGAGGCACACCCCGUGGUUCGGUGCUCACGCUGCUAAAGGACCUGCUAGACCACUACGUCGGGCCCUUCAGGGUCUUGAUCCUAGAACGACUGCGAGUAUGUUUGUUGAUGCAAAGUGCAUAGGGGAGAAAAACAUAAACGGUGAAGAUUGCUUUAUUCUAAAACAAUGUGCAGAUCCACAAACAUUAAAAGCAAGAAGCGAAGGUCCAGCUGAAAUCAUAAGGCACGUGCUAUUUGGGUUUUUUAGUCAGAAAACGGGUCUACUUAUUCACAUGGAGGACUCACAUUUGACCCGUAUUCAAACCAACGGUGGUGACGCUGUUUAUUGGGAAACCACCAUAAACUCGUUUUUGGAUGAUUAUCGAUCUGUAGACGGGAUCAUGAUUGCACACUCGGGUCGAUCCGUGGUGACCCUUUUUAGGUUUGGUGAGGUAGCGAUGAGUCAUACUAAAACCCGGAUGGAAGAAGCUUGGACCAUUGAAGAGGUUGCGUUUAAUGUCCCUGGUUUGUCAAAUGACUGUUUUAUCCCUCCUGCUGAUCUAAGAUCUGGAUCGGUAAGUGAAACAUCUGAUCUCCCUCAAUCGGAAAGAGGAAAAGCUGGUUGUCGUGCUAAAGUUGCAGCUUUGGAGAAACCGCCACAUGAAGGUAAUCGAGGAAACUUUAUUUGGAAGACGGAAAUCUAGUAACGGGAAUUAUAUACUCAUCAUCAAGGGAAAUGAAAGUGUUUAUAUAGGGUGAAUGGUGGUUUAACUAACUAACUAACACCUUACUACAAGUUUUACAUGGUAGGGAGGAAUUAGGUUUAAAUAAAGUUGGAUUUUGGUGUUUUUUGAAUAUUUUAAUGGAGGUUUGUUUUAGAUUAGCUUCCAUGAGUGGAUGAAGUGAAGGUUUAUGUUUAGACUACAUCGAAAUGUUAGUUUGGUUUUUUCACCUACUGUUGGUGUGGUAGGUGUUUGAAUGGUGACAAAGAACAUGUUACGGAAAAAGAAAAGAAUAUUUUGUCUA
Helianthus annuus (common sunflower) is the source of this 2022-nucleotide messenger RNA. RefSeq lists its product as uncharacterized. The transcript has 3 exons. Lineage: Eukaryota; Viridiplantae; Streptophyta; Magnoliopsida; Asterales; Asteraceae. The coding region runs from base 321 to 1700 and encodes 459 amino acids. The record is from RefSeq and is a predicted model, not a curated record.